Molecule: messenger RNA, 1914 nt
Organism: Nematostella vectensis (starlet sea anemone)
Lineage: Eukaryota; Metazoa; Cnidaria; Anthozoa; Actiniaria; Edwardsiidae
Product: WSC domain-containing protein ARB_07867
Exons: 8
Coding region: 121-1323 (400 amino acids)
Cellular component (GO): plasma membrane
Source: RefSeq, a predicted model, not a curated record
UGAUGAAUUAUUAAGUCGCACCAGCCUUAAGACAAGGUUUUGAUGGCUCAUCACACAGCACUACGGGUUUUCUUCCUUUUUACAGUUUGUUUGGGUCUACUGUUGGUAUAAGCCCGCUUGAUGGCUAACCUCAAGGGAAGUCUUACGCGGGCAUUUCUCCUUAUUACGUCAACAAGGAUUCUUUACGUCAUGAGCGCUCUCCCCCCGGAUUUGUACAUGGGAUGUUAUAAGGACACCAUUCCACGUGACCUCGUCUACGGUAUUCGAAUCUCAGGACAAACACCGCUCAAAUGUCUCGCAAAGUGUCUUCAGCUUGGAUACAUGUUCUUCGGUCUGCAGGACACCACCGAGUGUCGAUGCGACAACGACUACGGAGGUGUAUAUGGGUUGGCAGACAGCAGUUGUAGCUACGGAUGUCAGGGGAACAGCAACCUCAAGUGCGGUGGAAGUAUGAUCAACUCCGUCUACAGAGUAGAAACCAUGAUUUCUCAAUACCUGGGCUGUUACAAAGAGGGCACGCCACGUGACCUAUGGGGCGACCAAUCACUGCUCGAUGGAACACUGUCUGCCUCGGAGGUGUGUGUUGAGAGAUGCAAGAAAAAAGGAUUCCACUUCGCAGGUGUUAAAAACUACGCCGUUUGCAGCUGUGGAGUUAGCUUUGGGCGGUACGGGAAAGCGAACCCGAAAGACUGCAACCCGAAGUGCAGUAGCGGAGAACAUUGCAGCGCGAUCGAUGCUAACAGUAUCUACAGAACAGCUGAGGCCAACCUUUACAUCGGCUGCUACAUUGAUAAUUCGGACCGUGACUUGUCAACUUUUGUUGGUCAUUUCAAGGACAACACACCAAUCACAUGCUGUGCCAGGUGCCGAGUCAGAGGAUAUAGGUACUGUGGUGUUCAAGAUGGUAACAACUGCUUUUGUGGGAAUGGUUAUGGAAAACACGGAGAAGGAGCUAAUUGCAUCCUGUCUUGUACGGGAGAUUCAUCUAUUAAGUGUGGAGGUGUCUGGAGGAACUCCAUCUACGCUGUAGAAGCUGCGACCGAACCACCACCUCAACCAGGACAUGAGUACGUUUACACUAGCCUACAAGGCAUUGCGCCCCUCACCAGAGACCACGUGAUCUACACCGAGAAGUCUGUCCGUGACGUGUACACCUGCUCCCACUACUGCGAACUCGUGCCUGCCUGUCAAUCAAUUAAUUACGACCCCGUUACCAUGGUGUGCGAAAUGAACAACGUGACGUCAUCUGUGGUCGGUCCAACAGCGAGGGGAGAUUCCAGUUACUGGGCGCCUGUUAAAUACUUUGUAAUGGAAUCACCGUGAAGAUUCGAUUUUAUUUUGCUCAUGGGGAGUGAAUAUUUGAAAAACGCUCUUUUUUAAGGAGGCCUUUUAUUAAUUUCACAGAAAGAAACUAAACUGUGUAAGUAGUUUUUCAAAUGGCGAGUAUCAAGAUGUCCGAAUUUUUACAGCUCUUAUUUGCAACAAUCUUCUUGAUUGGAAUGAUGUAUGUACGGGACCCUGAAGAUCCCAAAUAGCCCCAUACUUGGAUCGCGGGACCCGAAACGAUCACCAUUACUAAAUCAAAGUCAAUCCAUCUACAUUCCCUUUGUCCAUUACUCAAUUUUAAAGGGUUUAUUUCGGUCGAUUCGGGGCCCGGGAUCAGUUGGGGAGGGGAAAUCUUAUAGAUCGUUUCCUAGGAUAAUUUCGGUUAUAGACUGCUUGUAGGUGGCCUUACACCGUUGUCGACAGAUAAUGUUUAACUAUUUCAGGGCUUAGUAGAAUUUAGCGCGAAAAUUUUUUUGUGUAAUGUGAAAUAUCGUUAACACAUUGACCCCUCGACCGGCCUGUACCGGCUUUGAGAAGUACCCACAACCCAAAAAAUUCAUAAGUGCAAAAUAAACACAACAAGAUGAA